This is a messenger RNA of Scleropages formosus (Asian bonytongue), 915 nucleotides long. RefSeq names its product odorant receptor 131-2-like. The record is from RefSeq and is a predicted model, not a curated record. NCBI's taxonomy places the organism in Eukaryota, Metazoa, Chordata, Actinopteri, Osteoglossiformes, Osteoglossidae. Bases 49 to 915 code for a protein of 288 amino acids. Gene Ontology annotation, molecular function: G protein-coupled receptor activity; olfactory receptor activity; odorant binding. The transcript has a single exon. Gene Ontology annotation, biological process: G protein-coupled receptor signaling pathway; detection of chemical stimulus involved in sensory perception of smell. Gene Ontology annotation, cellular component: membrane.
AUUCCAAAAGACAGCUUUGCUGCAGCACUGACCAAAAAUGUUGUGGCUAUGCUGGUAUGGCUGGUGCUGAAUGGGAUCAACAGCAGCAUGGUGGGCACCUUCCUGAAGCACAGCUUCUUUCAUGAGGAGCCACGCUACAUCAUGUUCAUCUCAAUGGUCAUCAACGAUGCUAUCCAGCUGAGCCUGGUUACGGCGCUCUACGUGGUAAGCUACGUCUUCUUCAAGAUCCACGCUUCAGUCUGCUGCCUCCUUGUGAUGGUGGCUGUACUGACCACACGCUGUACACCUCUGAUUUUGGCUGGCAUGGCCGUAGAGCGUUACGGGGCCAUUUGCCACCCCCUACACUACAGCCAGGUUUGCACUGUGACACGCACUCUGAGGCUGAUAGGUACGAUCCUCUUGCUCUCAGCAUCCAUGCCACUGACAGAUCUCUUUGUCACCCUGGCCACGAAGCCCCUUAGCCUUUUCCAUUCCUCCAUUUUCUGCGACCACUCGAUCCUGUUCAGCGGUCAGUCCAUCUACUUGAAGAACCUUGUCUUCGACACAGUUUUCCUCUCCUUUGUUUUCUUCACUCUGUUCUACACCUACUGUAAGAUGGUGCUGGUGGCGAGGGCAGCAUCCGGCGACCUGCUGUCAGUGAAAAGGGCAAGAAACACGGUGCUGCUUCACGUCGUGCAGCUGCUGCUGUGCAUGCUGGCCUUUGUCGUGCCCUCCAUGCAGGCUCCGCUCAUUCAGCUGUUCCCCCAGUACAGCCUGGAGAUACGUUACAUCAACUUUCUGCUGGUCUACAUCAUUCCACGUUUUCUAAGUCCAAUGAUCUAUGGCUUCAGAGACGAGAAGUUUCGGAAAUACUGGAUAAGGUAUUUGUCAGUUACUGCAAAAAAAGUGCAUCCAUCCACCAAUGUUCAUCAUUAG